AUGGGAUACGGAGAUAGAAACGGAGGUGGUUAUGGUGGCGGCGGCGGAGGCCGAAGCUACGGUGGUGGCGGUGGCGGAAGUCGCAGCUACGGAGGCUCUGGGGGAGGAGGCGGUGGCUAUGGCGGCGGCCGAAGUUAUGGAGGCUCUGGCGGAGGGGGAGGUCGAAGCUACGGUGGUGGCGGAGGAGGAUACGGUGGCGGAAGCGGCGGAGGAGGAUACGGUGGCGGAAGCGGCGGCGGAGGUUAUGGCAGCUUCGGCGGCGGAUCUUCUGGCGACAGAUGGAACACUGGCGACUCUUUCUCUGGCAUGAAGGCGGUCGACUACAACAGUGUUGCAAAUUUCAUCCCAAUCGUCAAAGAGUUCUACCAAGAAUGCGAAGCUGUCCAGAAUCGAUCUGAAGCAGAAGUAAUGGAGUGGCGAUCGCAGAAGGAAGUUUACGUCCAAGGACCGGCCAAUUUCAAGCCCAUCCUGCAGUUCCUCGAAGCUGGCAUUCCUGACUAUCUCAUGCAGACAAUUUCCGCUGCUAACUAUUUGACCCCCACUACUAUUCAGUCGCAAUCUUGGCCAAUUGCUCUGUCCGGCGCAGAUAUGCAAGGAAUCGCUCGAACUGGUUCUGGAAAGACCCUUGCCUUUGUCCUUCCCGCUAUCAUUCACAUUAUGGCUCAGCCAGACCUUCGUCCUGGAGAUGGACCAGUUGCCGUCAUUCUCGCUCCUACUCGUGAGCUUGCUAAGCAAGUCCAGGAAGUUGCCGAGCAGUUCGGUCGACCUUGCGGCGUCAAUACAGUCGCUGUCUACGGUGGUGCCGAUAAGCGCCGAACAAAUCUUCAUCGAACAACGUUCUUAAUUCUCGACGAAGCCGAUCGAAUGCUGGACAUGGGUUUCGAACCACAAAUCCGGAAAAUUGUUGGUCAAAUCCGUCAAGAUCGCCAGACGCUUAUGUUUUCUGCUACCUGGCCGAAGGAAAUCCAGAAGCUCGCUGCUGACUUCAUGAAGACGCCUACCCAGAUCUUCAUCGGAAACCAGGAGCUUACUGCUAACCCUAACAUUGAGCAAAUCGUUGAAGUCGUCAACGACUUCGACAAGCCAAUGCGCUUCAAUUACUGGUUCCAGACUAUAACUUCGAAAAAGAUAUUGGUUUUCACAGAUACAAAACGUGACUGUGACAACUUGGCGUACACCAUGUCGAACGGACGAGUGCGCUGCGCCGCCAUUCACGGCGACAAAGAUCAGCGCGAGCGAGAACGCGUACUCAUGGAUUUCCGAAACGGGCGCAUUAACGUGCUUGUAGCUACAGAUGUAGCUGCGCGUGGUCUUGACAUUGAUGAUAUUGGAACCGUUAUCAACUACGAUUUCCCAAGCCAGGUUGAAGAUUAUGUUCACCGAAUCGGGCGCACUGCGCGUGGAGAGAACAAGGGAAAAUCCAUCAGUUUCAUCACUUCGAAGCACGCAAAACACGCUGCUGCUCUGAUCAAAUUGCUUGAACAAGCUGGUCAGCUCGUUCCACCGGAGCUCGUCCAACUCUCUCACGAUGCACCAGUUGGUGGUGGCCGCGGAGGAGGUCGAGGACAGAAGAGAAGCUUUGGAGGAGGCCAAGGCGGCGGAGGACCAAUGAAACGAGGACGAGGAGGCUUCGGCGGCUCCGGAGGAGGCCGUGGUGGAGGCGGAUCAUUUGGAGGAGGCCGAGGAGGCGGCAGCAGUGGUGGCCGAGGAGGAGGUUACGGUAGCGGCGGUUCAAGAGGAGGCGGUGGCUACAGCGGUGGAGGUGGCCGUGGUGGAUACGGCGGCGGCGGAAGACCCUAUUAA
This is a messenger RNA of Oikopleura dioica, 1803 nucleotides long. NCBI's taxonomy places the organism in Eukaryota, Metazoa, Chordata, Appendicularia, Copelata, Oikopleuridae. The record is from the annotation of a GenBank genome assembly.